Puccinia graminis f. sp. tritici CRL 75-36-700-3 is the source of this 1197-nucleotide messenger RNA. RefSeq lists its product as uncharacterized. NCBI's taxonomy places the organism in Eukaryota, Fungi, Basidiomycota, Pucciniomycetes, Pucciniales, Pucciniaceae. The transcript has 2 exons. The record is from RefSeq and is a predicted model, not a curated record. The coding region runs from base 1 to 1197 and encodes 398 amino acids.
AUGGUUCAGAAAUUCGUCAUACUUCUUGCCAUUGGGCUUGCCUUCACUGUCUCUGCAAGUUUUGAAGGAAGGUCGGGUGAAGCCACUGUGAUUCAGGUAGAAGAACAUACUGGAAACGGCCCGCCGCAUCAUCCGGAACUGCCACCACGCUCUGGAAUUAUCACCGGUUCUUCUCGUCCAACCAUCAUACUCGAUCCCGAGCCCUCUUUCGUUCCUUCUCAAGUAUCCCAGAGUAGUGUUAGACCAUCGGCCUUAACUCAACCACUAGCCCCUCCACAGCGUAUCAUUGUCCAUCAACCACCUGCACCCCAGGGGGUUCCAAUUGGUGUACGUCCUUUCAAUCACCAGCAAGGUGCUGGUCCUUUGGCCGUUCAUCCUCAACCACCGCCGGCAACUCAGGCUGGUGUAGGGGUUCCUGUCAAUUACCAGCCGGCUGCUGGUCUUACCGCCGGUCACUCCCAAACGUCUUCGCCGGCACCAACUGGUGCACGUCCUGUCAAUUACCACCAACUGUCCGCUGGAUCCUCCGCCGGUCAACCGCGCCUCAUGACACCAGCUGGUGUACGUCCUAUCAAUUAUCAGCAGAGCACUGUCCUUUCAGUUGUUCACUCCCAAGUGCCACCGGCUGUUCGAACCUGGCAUGCCCCAAGCCGUCAAACAGGUCCUGCCAGUUACCAACAACAGGGCGCUGGGCAUUGCGCUGUUCACUCCCAAGCCUUGUCGGGUACUUCAGUCGGUCAAGCUUCGCCUGUCCCCAACUAUCCGCAGCCGGUCGCAGGUCGCCCAGAUGUUCCUCUCCAAGGAAACCCGAUGACCUCUUCUCGCGUAGUCCCACCCGCCCCUACUACUAAUGAAGCCCGGCCUGUUGAGUAUAUCCAAAUUGACGACACUCCAAGUGACCCAGGUCCACCUCUCCAAGCCUCACAGCCUGCUCAUGAGCCUGAUCCCUCAACCCAACCAUCAUCUAGCGCACCACCUGGUAAAGAGUUUUCACUUUUAUUUGGAAUUCCUUACCCUUCGCUUGAGUGCUUCGUAAAAACUCAUCCUGCUCCCUCCAUUCCCAUCAAUUUCGUCAUUUCCUCUGGCGCCUGUUUCAAAUUCAGCCCGCAAACCAGUCUAUCGGCAGCAGAGAUCUUCCCGCCCAGCGGUUCCUGUUUCCCAUUUCCCUCAUUCAGAAAACGUAAGAAACCCGCCUAA